CGGAGGAAGCAAAGGACUCGCCAUGGCUAUGGCGGAAAUCCUACACAUAGGAAGGACGUGGAGGUAGAGGAAGAAGACGCUUAGCAGAGCCCUUGUGGUUGGUCUGUCUGUGUUGAGAUUUAGCCAACCGCCUGUAAAGUUCCUCCGGUCUCCGACGCCAACGGCUUCAACUGCCGCAGGAUCCACGUCAUCCACGAGUUUUUCAACCACUACUGAGCUGCGCGCAUACAUGGCGCACCAUUGUCACGCAUUCGUCUGCCCUGAGCUCCCGUUUCGUCUGCUGCAGACACCUCUCGCUUCGCUAUUGGCGAGGUGAAGGAGCCUUUUGGAUAGAGGAGCUACGAGAUCUCCUCUUUAGCGUGUUGGGAAAUUGAUUCUAGCUCGCUUUUUGCGCUAGGUUUGUGCCCGUGAAUGGAUGCUGUGAGAGGGUUGGAUGUGGCUAAGUUUCUCUCUUAAGGGAUUUGGUCUCGAUGCUUCAAUUACAGGAAUUGAGGGUGAAGUUGUCAGGUGUUGGCUGAGCUUAGGCGAACGUGGGAUUUGGUUCAGGCGUUUUGACGUGAUUUGCGCUUGUUGGCUUGAUCCCGGCAGCGCGGUUGACGCUGCUGUGCUUGUUUGGGGUUGUGUAUGCGGUUUUGGUCCUGGUACGGUGCUUUCUAAGGAUAGAUUUAGCGACAUUCAGAGGUUAUUGGAGAAAUUGAGAGCUCUUUGAAAUAAAUUCCUCACGUGCGGUUUGGUUCAGCGCGCCUACGCUGCGUAGAAUUGCAUUCGACGGUUUCCUCCAUUUCAUAGUUUCCCUCAUCUACUCUCGGUUUUGAAGAUUUGAAUGGAUUGCAAGCUCGACGAAGCGACUCAGUCACGCUUGUGGUACUCUGGUAGAACCUAAUAUGCCUACCAGAAUUUAAUCACUUUCUGGUUAUGCAAAUGUUUACCACGUCCGAUUCUUUUCGUUCUUUUCUAGCAGUGGACUCUAUUCAAGGCUUGAGUAUUUAAUCAAUUUUGAUAUACCCCGUGUUACCCUUCUAGAACGUGCUUUCGUCUCUCUCUCGCUCUCUCCUGCCAAGGUGCUUCAGUGGCGUGACGUUUCUUUUUGCAAGCGAAGCUUUGUGUUCCUGCGAAGCUGUUUGUGAGAGAACGCUGCAAAGGUUGCAGUCUGGUAGAUAUUUUCUUCUGUCGCUUUCUUUCAUCCUAUCUCUUCAAAGUAUGGCAUGAAACUUACAUUCGGGAUUCAGAUGAUGAAUGCAAUUCAUAAUUCAGUCGAGAUGUUCUCUCAUCUGCCACCGAAUAGAUAAUUUCCAUUCGAGCGGGUGCGGAAGAUCAGCGGAGCAUAAGAAAUUCCGUCAUUGUGAAGUGCAAUACAAUAUGCCAGCAGUAGGUUCCUUGUCAAAGCAGGGGAUCAGCUCAAUGGAUCGAAUCACUCACCAACGUUUCUCCAGUUGCUGUCAAAUGCCCAAUCGCCUUCCUUCCCCUGUUGCUAGACAAAUGCGUUCUAUCUUUUCCUUAUCGUCCAUCAAGUGCUGUUUUCGCAUGGAAAAGGAUUCUCGUUCCAGCGAAUGGAAAAUUUACUCUUCGUCGCCCUCAUGGUCCUACUUUGAAGUGUAUGGCGAUGCACAGGGAUACAUGAGCACGGCUGACAGCAAGGUCUGCAAAUCACCAUGUGAACAGACGAUCCAUCGAGGGGGCUCAAGCAGAGUGUUAGCAGCAUGGAAAAAAAUUCAGUCUUGGAGUUCUGCUAAGGCCAUCAGCGAAGCUAAGAUCCGAGACAUAUCAAUUCCAACUCAGGAUGGUGUUGCUAGAGAGGAUCAACUCUUUGAUCAAUCGGAUGCAUUGUAUCAUCUAAAGGGAAGUUGGAAUUUAAAAGCCAGCCAGUAUGUUUCAUCACAGGCAGGUGGUUACGUAGGCCAGUCUAGGGAGUUCCGUCUUUCAAGAGCCCUCUCCCAACCUUUAAUCAAGAAAACAAAUACCAAAAGGGAACUUGCGGUAGCUGCUGUUACACAAGCUCUCACCCCUUAUCUUCUUUCACAUAGAGAUAGCCACGGAGAGCUCGGUCUCUGCAUGGAAAAUUUUCUUGAAAGUUUCAUGUCAUCUGCACAAACCAACGAAACGCGGUUUCGUGAAGAUAGGGUUCGCCGGAACCUUGAGAGUAUGUUGAAGAAAACUGAGGCGGCGGAGCGUGAAGUGAAAGCAAUUCAGUCUUGGAUAGAUGAUGCUGAAAAUCGCCUAUACUCAAUGCCGUCGGAGAGGGACAUUGAGUUUUUAGAGGAUCUCCUCGACAAUCUACUUUGUCACUCAGAAGAAGGAUUGGUACAAGAUAAACGUGACCAGUUCCUGCGAGCUGCCUCGAAUUUGAAGUAUUUCUUAUCGAAUAUGCACACGGUUGCUGAGAUCCAGGAUUUAAAGCAGGAAUUGAAAGAGAUUGACAAAGAAUUGUCCAGAUGUGACGAUUCUUGCAAAGAAGCUGUGAAUCUCCUACGCAGUGCCAUUGCCAGAGGCGAGUUCGCUUGGUUGCGGAACUUGGAAUCGGUUGCGGCAUGCUUGGAGGCCAAAGCUCGCACAGUGCUCCCUUUUGAAAACUCGUAUACAACUAACUCAUAGAAAUUUAGGUCUUCUGACGUCUGUGUACAGAAUGGCUCAUGAUUGUCAUAAAAAAUGUAGCAAUUGUACGAAACCAAACACUUGCCACACGCUCUGGUGGUAUUAGACAUUGUAGGCGAAGGUCGUCAAGCGUGGCUCAGGAUAUUGACGGUGUCUAGGUGGCUACCACGAACACACAAGCAAGCAUGAAGUUUUUCGCACAGCUUAUGUACUUUGUCGUUCUUCACGAAGUAGGAUACGUGCUGAUCCCUUAUCUUCAUCUUCUCAGUUUUUGGUUAUGAAGACUUUGGGUUAAACUUCAGAAGUUCAAUGCCACUCUGGUAAGGUGUAUCAGAGACAGUAAAGUUGGGAGAUCUUUAUCCGACUACACAGACGCGAGAAAUAUAUGAAGAAUUCUCUAAUCAAAGGCUAUGUUACUGCCCCUGAAAUUGGCAGAGGACUUCUAGUAAGAUUUACAGAAAGGAGCAACUCGGUGAUCUGGUUUGUCGUGUAGGAGAGCGGAGACGGAAAAUGAAAACUCUCUUCAUUCUCUUGACAUGUAGUGAAGAUAAGGCAGUGAGUGUGAGAAGUCGUAGACAGCUUGAUACUUGCUUGGCACUUGCAGUUGCACAAGAUGUUUCUGACUUCAAAAUUAAGGUGUCACAGACAAAUCUUUGAAUCGUCCUUCUAAACUUAAGUUGUCCACCUUCA
Physcomitrium patens is the source of this 3282-nucleotide messenger RNA. The record is from RefSeq and is a predicted model, not a curated record. NCBI's taxonomy places the organism in Eukaryota, Viridiplantae, Streptophyta, Bryopsida, Funariales, Funariaceae.